Messenger RNA from Phaedon cochleariae (mustard beetle), 2217 nucleotides. The record is from the annotation of a GenBank genome assembly. NCBI's taxonomy places the organism in Eukaryota, Metazoa, Arthropoda, Insecta, Coleoptera, Chrysomelidae.
CACUUCACACUACUCACGUCUCACAGCAACCACAACCCACAACUGGCACAACUUCAUUUCUGUAAAUCAUUUCUGGGAAGUGGGUUAUGUGAAGAAGUUACUGAAACUGAAAUUAGCGUGUUGACAAAUUGUUCCAAGAUGUAGAAGUAAAAUUGUUUAUAAUUUAUAAACCAUAAACCUGUUUCAGAAUCCGGCAUCAAAAUGGCUGUGGGAUCGACGAAGGUUGUUCAAGUAACGAACAUAGCCCCUCAAGCUACCAAAGAUCAAAUGCAAGUAUUGUUUGGUUAUUUGGGCAAAGUCGAAGACAUUCGUUUGUAUCCUACCAUAAGAGACGUGUCCUGUCCGGUAACUUCACGAAUAUGCUACAUAAAAUUCGUAGAUAUCUCUACUGUAGGUAUUGCUCAGCAUAUGACCAAUACCGUUUUCAUUGACAGAGCAUUGAUAGUGUUGCCUGUAUCUGCUGGUGAAAUCCCAGACGAAUAUUAUGCUCUAGAAAUGACCAGGAAUGGUACCAUUGUACCUGGUUUGACAGUCAAUGAACCCAUGUUACCUUCUCAUGUAACAAACACUGUCCAUGGAAGUGGCAGUGAACAAGUAAUAUUGACUUCUGACAAAAAUUUGACUUCAAAUGAGUUGGCCCCUUAUCCCCCAUUGCCAGCCAGUUACGAUUCCAGAAAAAUUGAGGAAACCAGGAGAACAGUCCUGUUGGUUAACUACAAUACCUCACUGAGCAACAAUGACAUAAUAGACUUCUUUAGUCAGGCUGGUGAGGUGAAGUACAUGAGAACUUGCAAAGACUCUGAAGAGAAAACUCACAUGCUAGUUGAGUUCACAGAGCAAGGUAGUGUAGUUAAUGCUCUGAAACUGAGUGGGUCAGAACUGAAGGGAUUCCCAAUCGAAGUUCAACAUGCCACACAACCCAUAACCAAGCCACAAACUAAGAGUAAUGAGGCUGCCCAGAAGGAAAUUGAAGAGGCAAUGACUAGAUUCAAAGAAGCACAGAAUAUGAUAAAUGCUUCCAUUGAACCAGUGAUUGGAAUGUUGACAAAGGAUAAGAGGAGUGCUAAGAGGUCCAGGUCUAGAUCUCGCGGGCGUAGGAGACGGUCCAGAUCAAGGUCACGGUCCAGAAGACGUUCAAGGUCACACAGGCGCAGAUCCACUUCCAGGAGAAGGUCUAGGUCCAGAGAUCGCAAAAAAAGGUCUAAAUCCCGUUCGAGAAAACGCUCCAGAUCGCGAUCCAAACGGUCCAGUUCCAAAACAAGGAGAUCCCGAUCCAAGUCGAGGAGAAGGACUAGCAGACCAAAAUCCCGAGAACGCUCUUCCAGGGCGAAAUCGAGGGAUAAAAAGUCCAGGGAAAGGUCUAGAGAGAAGAAAUCCAGGGAGAGGUCAAGAGAGAAAAAAUCUAGGGAGAGGUCUAGAGAGAAGAAAUCUAGGGAGAGGUCCAGGGAGAAGAAAUCCAGGGAGAGGUCUAGGGAGAAGAAAUCUAGAGAGAGGUCCAGGGAGAAGAAAUCUAGGGAUGAGUCAAGGGAGAAGAAGUCAAGAGAGAGGUCUAAGGACAGAAAGAAGAGCAGGGAAAGGGAUAGGAAAUCGAAGGAGAGGGAUUCUAAGGAUAAGGAAAAGGAAAAGUCGUCGAGAGAGACGAAAGAGAAGAGGAGCGAGAAGGAGAGCGACGCCGCCACCGCGCAGGACAAGCGCAAGUCGCGUUCGCGCAGCCGCAGCAAGCGGCGCUCCCGCUCCCGAGACCGCAAGCCGGCGGCGAAGGAGCGGCGGCGGUCCCGAUCGAGGGGCGGCAGAAGCAAGGGGGGCAGGAGACGGUCGCCGACGCCGCCGCGGACCAGAAGCAGAGACAGAGACAGGAAGAAGGAGAGGAAGAGCGAUAGGAGGGACAAGGAUAGGGACGCGAAGGAGAAGCGGUCGAGAUCGAGGUCUCCGUCUGGGCGUUCCACAAGGUCCCAUUCGAAGGUGCCUCGCAACUAUGACGAAGAGGACAAGGGGUUCGAGACGAAUAAGGAGAAGCCCAAAGAGAAGGAGAAGGAGGAGGAGGGGGCUCAGAACAAUUCGCCCGAGAAGUCGGAUAAUAUGGAUAUUUCUAAUUCUCCGUGAAUCGUGUUUUUUCUUGAUUGGAUGUGAUGAAUUUUUUCAUGUGUUGAUACUGGAUGUUUGUGUUUUAGUCACUAAGCAUUGGGAAAUAAAGAUACAUUUUGUCAGCAUUCGUUG